This is a messenger RNA of Metarhizium acridum CQMa 102, 738 nucleotides long. RefSeq lists its product as uncharacterized. NCBI's taxonomy places the organism in Eukaryota, Fungi, Ascomycota, Sordariomycetes, Hypocreales, Clavicipitaceae. The record is from RefSeq and is a predicted model, not a curated record.
AUGAGGCCGUCGACCCCCAACCCACCCCCAAGGCCCCGAAUCAAAGCAACCGUCCAUCCAAAACCACGUCACGACACCUCCUCCAUCUUCCCUUUCGACAACCUCACACUUGCAGUCAAGAACAUCCAGCUCCAUCACGCGCUCAAACUCACACGCUCCGGAACGGCUCCUCACACACAGAUGGAUCCAGGAGCAGACGUCGACGCAGCCGCCAUGGCCGCCGCCAUGGGCUUCUCAACCUUUGGUGCGCAGGACCGCCCCCAGAAGAAGAGGCGAUAUAAUCCGGCCGUGGACACAGUCACGUCAGUCGCACAGCCUUUGUCUGGUCCCCAAGCUGCCCCAACGGGAUCCAAUUCAACGCCGCUGGGAAACCACAGCAGCAUGUCGAAAGGGGAACCAGGGGCGCAAGCAAAUGCAGAUGAGAUCGACUUGGACGACGAAAAAGACCGACAUGAGAGCACGCCCCAAGAGCGCUCUGGAGAGACGGCACCCCAAGCACAUCCCCUUCAUCACGGCUUACCAGCCCGUCCUGCCCCGGGAACAGACUCUGCCGGAUCACCAAUGCAGUCUCCAGGUCGUCAUGGUGUGUCGCAAACGGGAGGCUCAACAGUCUGGUACGAGGGCUACUACGAUAGCACGUCGAAUGAGAAUCCAUGGGAACGCCUUGAAAGGAGGAUGGGUCUUGAGUCAAUGGGCACUUGGGUUGCCAGACAAGCACAUCCAGCACCUGGUGUUUGA